GCGCCUGCGCAGGGGCUGUGGCCCUUUUCCCCCCCUAGCGCUGCUGGGCCUGCAGGUCUGUGUUGAGCCGCGGACGCAGGUCUCUGUUCCUUAGGAUGGGGUUUGUUAAAGUUGUUAAGAAUAAGGCCUACUUUAAGAGAUACCAAGUGAAAUUUAGAAGACGACGAGAGGGUAAAACUGAUUACUAUGCUCGGAAACGCUUGGUGAUACAGGAUAAAAAUAAAUACAACACACCCAAAUACAGGAUGAUAGUUCGUGUAACAAACAGAGAUAUCAUUUGUCAGAUUGCUUAUGCCCGUAUAGAGGGGGAUAUGAUAGUCUGCGCAGCAUAUGCACACGAACUGCCAAAAUAUGGCGUGAAGGUUGGCCUGACAAAUUAUGCUGCAGCGUAUUGUACUGGCCUGCUGCUGGCCCGCAGGCUUCUCAAUAGGUUUGGCAUGGACAAGAUCUAUGAAGGCCAAGUGGAGGUGACUGGUGAUGAAUACAAUGUGGAAAGCAUUGAUGAUCAGCCAGGUGCCUUUACCUGCUAUUUGGAUGCAGGCCUUGCCAGAACUACCACUGGCAAUAAAGUUUUUGGUGCCCUGAAGGGAGCUGUGGAUGGAGGCUUGUCUAUCCCUCAUAGUACCAAGCGAUUCCCUGGUUAUGAUUCUGAAAGCAAGGAAUUUAAUGCAGAAGUACACCGGAAGCACAUCAUGGGCCAGAAUGUUGCAGAUUACAUGCGCUACUUAAUGGAAGAAGAUGAAGAUGCUUACAAGAAACAGUUCUCUCAAUACAUAAAGAACAGCGUAACUCCAGACAUGAUGGAGGAGAUGUAUAAGAAAGCUCAUGCUGCUAUACGAGAGAAUCCAGUCUAUGAAAAGAAGCCCAAGAAAGAAGUUAAGAAGAAGAGGUGGAACCGCCCCAAAAUGUCCCUUGCUCAGAAGAAAGAUCGGGUAGCUCAAAAGAAGGCAAGCUUCCUCAGAGCUCAGGAGCGGGCUGCUGAGAGCUAAACCAAACAAAUUUUCUAUCAGGAUUUUUCAGAUAAAGACAAUAAACUUAUGGACAGCAAUUAUAUCUGUGUUAAGCUCUUAUUCUUAUGAACCUUAUAGGAAAUACCUGAAGUAUUUUGUAAAAGCAAAGGAGUUGACAGGUUUUCUUCUCCAAGAAAAGAAGCGUAACUUUUUUAGUAAAAGUUGUUUCCAACAAAGUUCCCACUUAUAUUCUUGGGCUUCUAUUUUACCUGCCAGGGAGUCAUUAUCACUAAUGUUCUAUGAUGUACAGCUUUCCCUAAAAAUCUGGCAAGCAACAGACCAACCAUUACUAGGAAAUAUUUCUCCCAUCCAUUUAUUAUAACCAGAUGAUUAAUGGGAAGAAAAAGUAACUUAAAGCAAACAAAACAGGUGCUAAUCCAUGGCUUUGAAGGAAAGUUUUGAGAGAAAGCUGUCCAGUGAAGGUCACAUAGAUUUUUAACACAUCCAUUUGACCUAGGUGAAACCUUUGAGCAGAAAAUACUGGAUCUUUUCUCCAAAAGAUAUUAAUUUUAUGGAGAUGUUGAAAGGUAACAUGCCAAAUCUGAGUAUACAUGUGAAAAUAACAUGGAAGAGGAGCAAAUAUUAAACCUUGUAUAUCAAGUUUGCAUGGGG
Sapajus apella (tufted capuchin) is the source of this 1622-nucleotide messenger RNA. It is a transcript of the gene RPL5, whose product is annotated as ribosomal protein L5. The record is from RefSeq and is a predicted model, not a curated record. Gene Ontology annotation, molecular function: structural constituent of ribosome; 5S rRNA binding. Gene Ontology annotation, biological process: translation; ribosomal large subunit assembly. Gene Ontology annotation, cellular component: ribosome; cytosolic large ribosomal subunit. Lineage: Eukaryota; Metazoa; Chordata; Mammalia; Primates; Cebidae. The coding region runs from base 96 to 989 and encodes 297 amino acids. The transcript is spliced from 8 exons.